UACAGUAGUGUUGCAAAACUCAAGCCAAGGAGAGAAUUUAUAAACAAACCUACGUACGUACCCAAGAUCAUAAGAAGCAGCAAGAGAAUUGAUUCUUCAAGUGAAAAAUGACAAUGGCACCUGCUGCAAUGAAACAAACAAACAAUGAGAAUCUGAAGAAGAACAGAAUUCAAGUUUCCAACACCAAGAAACCCCUCUUCUUCUAUGUCAAUCUUGCAAAGAGGUACUUACAACAGCAUAACGAGAUUGAGCUUUCUGCUUUGGGCAUGGCAAUCACAACUGUCGUCACAAUAGCUGAGAUUUUGAAGAACAAUGGAUUCGUCAAAGAGAAGAGUAUUACGACAUCCACAGUUGGAAUGAAGGACCAAGCCAAGGGCCGUGUAGUUCACAAGGCAAGGAUUGAAAUUGUGCUGGAGAAAUCGGAAAAAUUCGACUCCCUAGUGAACGCGAACCAUGCAGCGCAAAAUACAACUGCCAAUAAUGCAAAAGUUGUUGGCAACGGCAAAGUUGAGGCCAAUGGCAAAGUUGAGGCCAAUGGCAAAGUUGAAAACAAGUAGUAGCAAGAAGAUGGUGAAGGUCAUCUCUUGUAGCCUAUCUAGCUAGUGUUCAUCGCCAUUCUUAUACUGUAUCUCAGUACAGAUGAGAGGAAGAAUAGCUAUUAGCUAAUACUUUAAUUUGUUGUUUAUGGCUGCCAUUGUGUUAGAAUUAUUAGGGAAAAGCCAAGUACCUCGUAGAAGAUGUGCUCGUCGUUAGCUGUAAUUUUGCGGCCUUACAGGCGUAACUUCAUGCAGUGUUGCUUUGUGACAACUUGUAUCUUGUGAAGAUACAACAAGUAUGUGUUAUUUUCAGCUGUGAGAAUGGAAAGAAAGUAUAACAUUUGUGUUUUCAUUA
Messenger RNA from Sesamum indicum (sesame), 891 nucleotides. RefSeq lists its product as uncharacterized. Gene Ontology annotation, cellular component: nucleus. Gene Ontology annotation, molecular function: RNA binding. The record is from RefSeq and is a predicted model, not a curated record. Lineage: Eukaryota; Viridiplantae; Streptophyta; Magnoliopsida; Lamiales; Pedaliaceae.